This is a messenger RNA of Darwinula stevensoni, 1406 nucleotides long. NCBI's taxonomy places the organism in Eukaryota, Metazoa, Arthropoda, Ostracoda, Podocopida, Darwinulidae. The record is from the annotation of a GenBank genome assembly.
CAUUUCGGGAAGGCGAAGAAAAGGAAGAUGGCAGCACGAGUGUUCAUUGCCAGCCUGUUGCUACUGGUCUUGUUGCAGUGGUCACCGGUGGAUGGCCAGUGUGGCGGGAACUUCACGGAGCCAACGGGAAACUUCUCAUCCCCCAAUUACCCUGACGAAUACCCAAACAACAUUUUAUGCGACUAUUUCAUCGAUGUGGAACCAGGAAACGGCAUCGAACUCACGUUCGUCGAUUUCGAACUCGAGGAUUGCCCUUGGGACCACGUAACGGUCCACGUCUCAACGGGAGUAGAGACCUAUUGCGGAGCGUUGGGAUCCGUCGGCCCGAUCCUCGAGCCAUCUUCUUCCCUUCGCAUCACAUUCGAGACGGACGACAGCAACACUUUCAGCAUUAAAAUCGUAUCAAUGUUGGAUCAGAUAGACUACACCUUCAAGUAUAAUCCAGCAGCAUUCUCAUCAGAGAUUAAGUCCCCCGGGUCGAGUUCGUCCCCAAAACAACAGGAAAAGAAAGAUCGCGCUCAUCCUCCCUAUUACGUUCCUGAAAUCAGAGGAUUCUCGGCCGAGUACCGGUCGAUCCCAGCGGGAUGCGGCGACGACCUCGAGCACGGAGGAGCCUGCUAUCGCUUCGCGGACGAACCUCGGACGGCACUGGAAGCAUCGCGCGAGUGCGAAGGCGUCGGGGCCAGCCUCGCCAGCAUCCACAGCGACGAGGAAAACGCAUUCAUCGGUGCAAACGCUCCAUCGUCGCCGCUGUGGAUUGGGCUGCGAAAGCAAGGCUCGGAUUGGGGAUGGACGGACGGAAGUCCCUACGACUACGAAAACUUCAAUCCCAACUUUCUCUCCGGGGACGAAUUUGCUUACAUGUGGAUGGAUCGGUGGGGGAACGACGAGUGUCGACGGGGCAGGGCGUUCGUGUGUCGGCUUCGGAGCGAGGACGGGGAGGACUGCCCGGAUUCUUGGAUCCACGUGGGCGAGGAUUGCUACCUCGUCGUGGACUCGAGUCGAGAGUUCCAGGCGGCCGUCGAGUUCUGUCGAGAGGCGAUGCCGCGGUCAGCGCUCUUCACGGUGGCCGAGGGAGUCAACUACGACGACGUCGUGGCUUUGGUCUUCAACGGUCAGGGGGGGAAGGAGGUCGCGGAGUUCUGGAUCGGUCUGAAGAGGGAUGACGCGCUCGCUUGGAACUGGAUCGACAACUCGACGUCCAGUGUUGAGAACUGGUCGGCGGGGUUUCCCGUAGACGAUCCGGAGAAAGAUUGCGCCUAUGCCUUCCCCAAUACCUGGGACGAUUAUCCCAAUAACCAUCUCUUUCCUUUCGUUUGCAAGAGAACCCUCCAGAUCCGUGAUUAAUGUCUUAACGUGUGCCUCGUGCCAUCUUUCUUUUUUAUGCUCUUUUAAGUUCUUUUCCA